Malania oleifera is the source of this 3187-nucleotide messenger RNA. Its product is annotated as myosin-binding protein 1-like. Bases 525 to 2795 code for a protein of 756 amino acids. Gene Ontology annotation, molecular function: myosin binding. The transcript has 3 exons. The record is from RefSeq and is a predicted model, not a curated record. NCBI's taxonomy places the organism in Eukaryota, Viridiplantae, Streptophyta, Magnoliopsida, Santalales, Ximeniaceae.
AUGCUUUCAGUUUUGCUAUUCUUAGAAAACCGAAAUAAUGCCAAGACAGUUGGUUUCAACGGUCAGUUGAGCAAAGAACGUCUUCGCAAAUAUGCGUUGAUUCUUUUCUUGUCUAUUUUUUUCUCCUCCACAUUUUGACUAAAUGAUCUUUGAUCCCCAAUUGUAGUUCCUCCUCCUUCCUUCCCUCUUCAAAGGUCCUUACGCACGAGGUGUCGAUUCUCCUUCAAUUUUUCUAUUAAAUGUUGAUAAUUAUGAAGGAAUAUUAGCUUAAUAUUUCUUCAUAAUUAUCAAUAUUUAAAUUUCAAAGCUGAGGACCUCGCAUAAUAAAUUUACUUUCGAAUCAACAGGUUGUGCUGCUUUUGGUAGUGACUUUGGGAUGGAACACAGGGUUCAUUCCGAAGAUUGGAAUGUGCUUCAUCUUGAGCUGUCUAAGCACGCACUGGUCUACCUGUGAUUUGGAUAUGGUCAUAGCUCGAUAAAAAGCAUUUCCAGGCUUACCAAUAAUUGUGGUGGGAGCAGCAGCAAUGGGGAUCCCAUCAGUUAAACAACAAAGGAACUUGAAGGGGUUUUUGAAACUGUUAUCUUCAGUUGCUUGUGAAUGGGUGUUGAUCUUUUUCUUAUUUGUCGAUGCGGUACUGUGGCAUUGGCUUACGAAGUUUGCUCGAUAUUGUGAACUGCAAAUGCCUUGCCUUUUGUGCUCAAGGCUUGAUUAUGUUUUGGGUGAAAAGAACCACGAAUUUUGUAGUGAAACGCUAUGUAGCAGCCACAGAUUGGGUAUCUCAUCUUUGAUUUCUUGUCACAUUCAUGGUAAGCUAGCUGAUGCUGAGGCAAUGUGUGAAGAGUGUCUCUUAUCAUUUGUCACACACGAUAAAUCCAAGUCAGAAUCUCAUAGGCUUCUGAUGGGUAAAUUCGGGUUUGAUAUAGGUCAUUGUGGUUUUCAGAAACCAUUGAAGAACUUUGGUCCUAGUUUUCAAGGCACGAUGCCAUGUUCUUGUUGCAAAAAACCAUGGAGGUCUAGACCAAACAUUCAAAGACUGGUCCAACCAAAACCAUUGGGUCUAGGGGUCACUAAACCUGACAUUCCUUUACCUAGGCCAGUUGGCCAUAAUCGUUUAGACACUAAGGAUGGCUUGAAGCGGAUAAGAGAUAAAAUUUCUGGGUCAUGUGUAUCUAAUCGCCUAGGGAACAAGGGUUUUGACCCCUUGGCCCAUGUAGGAUACAGUCAACUGAAGAUCACUUCAGAUUCUGAGUCCGAGUUUCCAUUUUCUGAUGAUGAUGAUGAUGAUGGAAGUACUGUUGUUUACAAAAAAGAUGAUCCCAAGGAGGAUUUUGCAGCUCAAUGUGCUCAAGAAAUCUUAUCCAGAAAAUUGCAUGUUGAUUUGGCCCCAGUGAGGUUGGCUAAUCAAUUCAAAAGCCCUCCAUCUUUACUUCUAGAUUUGAGUGUACAGUCUGAAGUGACUGAGCCCUCCAAAAUAUUGCCUUCUGAUGUUAAUAUUUGGCAUGGUCUGGGGCAACUUGACUGGCAACAAGCUGAUCAAAAGCCCAAUCCAUCUAUACUAUCUAAUCUGAUCUUGCUAGAUGAUAUUCCCACAUUCUCCAGUGGCAUGAAAGUUCCUGUUGCUGAAUCAAGGGACACUUAUGUAACUAGAUUCCACAAGUUUGGACCUGGCAAUGAAAAUGAAGACAUCGAGUCUACAAAUGUGACUACAGACAAUUCAAAGUUGGAUCAAAUUCUAAACCGAACAACUCAAUCCACGCUUGAUUCAGGUGAUACAUACCAGUUGGCUUUUGGUAAGAGGGGAAAAGAUGCAUUUCAACUUGUACAACAACUAGCAGGGAAGGACUCUUCCGGAGAUAAUGAAGAAUUGAAGCCAGUGACUUCACUAUCAUUUGCUGCACAAGGGAAUAAUAAGCCAGCGGAUGGCUCAAAUCCCAGAGUGCAUGGCUUUGGCAAUGAUGUGCAGAUUUCGGAUGCUUCCAACUCUAGUGGAAUUCAAUUGCUUCAAAGUGCAGACUCAACGGAGCAAAGUGAGUCUCUAUGCGAAUUCCCUGAUGACAGCAACCUCGAUGGAUUUGAAGGAGAAAGUACUACAGAGCAACUAAAGCAAAAGAUUGAUCAUGACCGGAGAUGCAUGAAUGCUUUAUAUAAGGAAUUAGAGGAGGAAAGAAGUGCUGCAGCAAUUGCUGCAAAUGAAGCAAUGGCUAUGAUUACAAAGUUGCAAGAGGAGAAGGCAUCACUCCGUAUGGAGGCCUUGCAGUACUUAAGAAUGAUGGAAGAAGAAGCAGAGUAUGAUGUAGACGCUCUGGAAAAAGCUAAUGAUCUCCUUGCUGAAAAGGAGAAAGAUAUACAAGACCUAGAAGCGGAGCUUGAAUUUUAUCGGAGCCAAUUCUCAGCUGAAUUUUUGGUGGAAAAUUUGCGUGAGGAAACUGGUACUUUGGAGAUGGAAACAAAGGUGAUGGAGAAUACAAGUGUACAAAGCAUUGAAAAAAAUAAUGCCAAUGUAGCUUGUAACUCAGCCACUGCCAAGGAAUCUGAAGGCCACAUGGAAUCCGUUAUUGUGAAGAGUUCAUUGCCAGAAUUUGAAAACGAGAAGUUGUACAUUUCAAAUUCUUUGAAGAGGUUGGAGAAGAAGCUUCAUCAAUACUUGAGUGACCAGACUUCUACCAACAUGCCUGCUAGUGGAAAUGAAGGAUUACAACAUAUUCAAGAAAUCGCUCAUCAGCUGCAAGAGUUGCAGAAAAUCGGAACAUCUUUAUCUGCUUCAGAGCCCACGUCUUGUGUCAUGACAAAGUGAGUUCUUCUUGUGAGAUUUAGCAAUGUUGAGAUUCAUGCAUGGUCUCCAUUUAGGAAGUCCUAUUUUUCCAUUUUAACACGUUUUAAGUAUAAUUUCUCCCUGACACCCACAUAGCAUUUUUCAAUUAAUUGUCUUCCCAGAAGGGAAUUUCAAUAUUUUUAGUCUAGAUUUUGCAGAUCUUGCUUCAGAAUUUUCAGCUUAAUGAGGAAGUCACUGUUUCUAUUGAUAUAUAUAUGUAUGCGGGUGUGUGUGUGUGUGUGUGUGUGUGUGUGUGUAGGGCAUGUAUUGAGUUUGUGGGUUUGGUAGAUGCUAGACAAAGUUGGCAACUGGUGCUGUGUUAGCAACUUGGCAUUACCAAUGAUUUAUUUGCAUCAUUGCAUGGAUUCUACUUC